Clunio marinus is the source of this 198-nucleotide messenger RNA. The record is from the annotation of a GenBank genome assembly. NCBI's taxonomy places the organism in Eukaryota, Metazoa, Arthropoda, Insecta, Diptera, Chironomidae.
AUGGAAAAAUGUUCUUACACAUGUGAAGGUGUUGAAAAAGCGACAAAUGUAUUAGUGAUAAGACGACACUCUCAUUCCUUGACUGUAGUCUUUUCGUACUCUUUUCUUUUCACAAUGACAAUUCGAUAUUAUUCAGAUUCUCCUACGCAAUGUGCUUUUCUUCUCAAAGCUAAGUAUAACAGAAGCUUUAAAGCCUGA